AUGCUGCCACAAAUUACGUCGAAUUAUGUUGUAACUUUGGUAGUGCUUUUAUGCCUAGGUUGUUCCCUGGUACCGCCUGCUCUUGCUGACCGGUGGUGUGCUGAUAGUUCCAAAGAUAUCGUAUUUCGCCGACUUGGAACCAAGACGCCUUACAGACACGUGCAAAAUAAAGAUGUACGAAACAUCGCCACAGUCGACGGUUGCAACGUGAGUAAAAUUUGGGGAUUGUUCCGUCAUGGCACACGAAACCCUUCGAAAAGCAUCAUCGAACAUAUGCAUACAACAUUAGUGGAGCUGCAGCGAGAUAUUCUGGAAAAUGGACGGUUAUGUCGCGAACAGUUGAAUAUAUUUGAGCGGUGGAAGCCACAGAUUAAGCUGGAAGAUGCAAAACUGCUGGUGCGUGAAGGGGCUGACGAGCUGUAUAACCUAGGCGACAGAAUACGUAAAAGGUUCGCACAACUUAUGCCCGAAAGCUACGAUGAAACAAUUUUUCGCUUCAAGUAUACUAAAACUGAGCGUGCAGAGUAUAGUGCACGAAACUUUACACGUGGACUUUUUGGACGUGAUGAACUUAUCGAAUAUCCGGAAGCCCUGGGACGGGACCCAGUACUUCGAUUUUAUAAGGGUUGCGAUAAGUGGAAAAAAACAGUUAAAGAAAACCCGUACUCAUACCGUGAAGUGGAUCGUUUCGGAGGGUCUAAGGAAAUGAGAAGCGUUAUUGAAAGGUUGUCUAAACGAAUUGGUACAUUCGUUAGUCCUGAAGAAGCUCGCGCUGUGUAUCAGACGUGUGCGUUUGAAACUGCAUGGAAUGAAAGAUACAUUUCACCCUGGUGUCUAUUAUUCGACAAGGAAAGUAUCACAACGAUGGAAUACAACGAAGAUUUAAAAUACUAUUGGAUAGAUGGGUACGGUUACGCACUAACAUAUCAGCAAGCUUGUUCGGCAUUCACCGAUCUUUUCGCAAGUUUCGACAACGUACAAAGUUCUCAGUUUACAUUCUAUUUUACGCAUUCGGGAACGCUUCUGAAAUCCAUGGCAUUUUUAAAUUUAUAUAAAGAUGACGAGCCACUGACCGCGAAUUAUAAUCGUCAUAAAAGAAGGUGGCGAGUUAGCCAUAUUGAUGCAUUUGGAUCCAACCUGUACUUUGCCUUGUACAAGUGCCCGAACCAAACGCAAUCCAUUGCUCUUUAUCAUCAGGAAAGACUUACACAUAUUCCGGGAUGCCCAGAAGGUGCAUUGUUUUGCAAUUAUGACCAUUUUAGACAACUUUAUGACGAACGGAUUCAGCAAUGUGAUUUGAAUACUAUGUGUUCCGACCCGCAUGUGCCUAGCUUGAAAAGAGAUGAGCUUUAAUUAUAUGUUGCAUCGUUAAGACACCAAUGUAAAUAUAUGUUUUAGCACAUGAAAUAAUUAUUUCAUGCAAAUGCUUUUGCAAACUACGUUAUUGUGUAGCCUAUUGGUUUGAAAAGUGCUUUUAUAUAACAAAAUAAAACA
Messenger RNA from Anopheles nili, 1494 nucleotides. RefSeq names its product multiple inositol polyphosphate phosphatase 1 (gene Mipp2). Bases 1 to 1353 code for a protein of 450 amino acids. The transcript has 3 exons. Gene Ontology annotation, molecular function: acid phosphatase activity; inositol phosphate phosphatase activity. The record is from RefSeq and is a predicted model, not a curated record. NCBI's taxonomy places the organism in Eukaryota, Metazoa, Arthropoda, Insecta, Diptera, Culicidae.